AUGGCAAACGUGAUGAUGGUGGCACCAAAGCCCAAAAGCUUUCUGGGUUAUCAUCGGCAGCUCGCCCCGAAUGCUGCCGUCAAAGUCAGCCCGCUCUGCCUUGGAACUAUGGGCUUCGGUACAGAGUUCAAAGACAUGAUGGGGGCAUGUGACAAGGAAGCCUCCUUAAGCUCCUCGAUUUCUUCUACGAUAAUGGAGGAAACUUCAUUGACACGUAUGAUUGGAGCCCCGACACCGCACUCAUUUGCUACGUCACUGACAAUUUGGGCUUCCAGCGCAAAUGUUUACCAGAAUGGAGAAUCGGAGAAGAUUGUUGGGGACUGGAUGAGAGAACGUGGCAACCGUGAUGAAAUCGUGCUUGCUACGAAGUACACUUCCUCCUACCAGCUGCUCAACCCAAAGGUCGGCAUUCAGUCCAACUUUGGAGGCAACAACAAGAAGAGCAUGCGUUCGGCCUUUGAAUCAAGCUUGGCUAAGCUCCAGACUUCCUACAUUGACUAUUUUUAUGUCCAUACGUGGGACUUCACUACUAGUAUCCCCGAGCUUAUGCAUGCUCUUCACGAUCUCGUUUCAUCCGGCAAGGUGCUCUAUCUUGGCAUCUCAAAUACGCCCGCAUGGGUAGUGUCGAUGGCCAAUGAGUAUGCGCGACAGAAGGGACUCACCCCGUUCUCUGUCUAUCAGGGGCAGUGGUCCCUAGCCGAACGAGACAUUGAACGUGAGAUUCUUCCCAUGUGCAAUAACCAGGGCAUGGCGCUUAUCCCGUAUGGCGUCUUGGGGUCCGGAUCGUUCCGGACUACUGCUCAACGACAGGCAGAGCGAGAGAAUCCCGAAGCAAAGAGAGAAGGCCGCAACAUUGCAAUGACCGACAAGCAAGAGAAAGCCAUCGUUGCAGAUGCUCUGGAGAAAGUUGCCUCGGAGAGAGGCACCAACAUCACCAGCGUUGCUCUGGCGUGGGCUAGAACCAAGGGCCCUUACAUUUUUCCUGUAGUGGGUGGACGCAAGUUUGAGCACUUGAAGGGUAGCAUCGAGGCCUUGGGGCUUGAACUCACGAAGGAGGAGAUUGCCGAUAUUGAAAAGGCGGUCCCGUUUGACUUUGGGUAUCCGCAGACGAUCCUCGGCGGUCCUGGAGGGGCGACAAAGCCAGGCGAUGUCUGGAUGACUCGUAGGUUCGGCACGUUUGACUGGGUAGCUCCUCCCGAGCCACCGAAGCAGCACGUCAAUUGA
Messenger RNA from Clonostachys byssicola, 1224 nucleotides. Lineage: Eukaryota; Fungi; Ascomycota; Sordariomycetes; Hypocreales; Bionectriaceae. The record is from the annotation of a GenBank genome assembly.